GGCCACGCCAGUCAACUAUCCAUCUCAGACCCGAGCCAUCACGUCACCGAAGCGAUCGGCACCAUGUACGGCGACGACGAAGAUUCUGGCGCCGAGGACAACCGGCCACUUAGCUUUAUCGCGUCCAAGAGUUCCAGCGAGCAGUUGGGCAAGGCCCCCAGGCCGGACGACCCGGCCGACGACAGACUACGACUGGUGCGCACCACCUCGGACCAGACGAGCACCGUGACCGCUCCGAGUAAUGCCAGUCCCAACGGCAACCCCCUUCGAAAAACCCAGACAGUUCCGUCCCGCAUCCCCACAGAACGAAGCAACUCGCAUGAUGGCGUUCGAUCCCCCCUGUCGCCAUUGUCCCCGACGCCCUCCCUCCGCGAUGUCCAGGCCGACGACUCUGGAUUUCCCCUGACCAACAUCGACAAUGCCAAUGACAUUGCACAGGAGCUCAGCAACCUUCAGGCGCUGCGACGCAUGUCUAUGGAUGUGUCCAACACACACGACCCCGAUCUCCUGCCCUUUUCUGGCGUGUCUUUGAUGGCCAUGCCGUCAAUAGCCCCCACCGGCGAUGACGACGAAGCAGAUCCAAGCCGGUUGCUAUGGGUGCCAGCACGAGUACACCCCGAACUCGACACCGGUGCUUUCAAGACGUUCCUUGAAAAUCGGGUGCAAACGAUGAAGCGGAGGUCGGGAGACUCGUUUCUCUCGGUUGAUGGGGCACAAGUCGGUGGUGGUUCGGGAAGCCUGAGACGGAAGAAGUCGAUGCUGUCGAGACAGGUCAACACUCAUACUGAAAACGGAGACAGUUAUACCGACGGUGCCGAACGGCUUCGACGAAAUGGCUCCCUCCCAGACUACUCAACUCCCGAGCUCAGUCUCAACGAACUCGUCAACGACCCAACAAGCGUGGUGCAGAAGCUGGCGCACGAGACCAGAGGGGAGGAUGGUGGGGCAGAUAGUCCGAUCCUGCCUGUGGCGCCAGGCAUGGGGCUUCGGCGGUCAACCAAGACGACUUAUAGAAAGGGCGGCAGUCAGCGGUUUGCAAAGAAGCUUGGGGAGAAACAGGUGGCCAGCAAGAUGUCUUCUGAGGAAUCGCCACCGCUUCCUCCGGUGGACCCAUCCAUUGGCAAGCCCUUGACGCGGGUCAUGUCGGAGCCAAUCGCCGAGAAUUACUCGAGGCCAACGCGGACUGUCAGAAGACAACAGAACUUCUCGCGCGAUGGCUUGGACUCUGUUGCCGGUUCUGCUCAGGAGGGUGAAACGACAGCCGCCUCGCCUCCCUCGUCGCCCCCCCGCAAAGAGUCAUUACCGGUCAGGGCAGCCUCAGCAGCAGCACGGACUGCUACCGCGCCAGCCAUUCCUCAGAUUGUCGAGACGCCGCCGGUCGAAGAAGCCAGCUCAUCACCGGAGAGAUCGACGUCCCAGAAGGAGACGCAAAAAGACCAGGCUCAUCAGCCUCCUGCUGAUGGCCCUCCGGCUCGCUCCAGCAAACGGCCAUCACCCAGCAAACCUGCCCAGUCGGCUGCUGGAACGGCCGGGAGCUCGAGCGCUAACCCUCUCGAGAAAAUCAGCCACCCAGAGGCGUUACCUGAUAACAGCAACUCUACCACGAGCAGCUUGACAUUUAUCCCCACAUUUGACAACGUCGAGAAGAAGGCGGAUAGGAAGAGCAAAGAUAAGGAUGAAACCGAGAGCAUAGCAUCGACAAAGUCGACCUCGAGUUGGAAGUGGUUCAAGAGCGGGGAUAAGGAGAAGAAGAAGAAGGAGAAGGAGAAGGAAGAGGAGAGGGAGAGGGAGAGGGAGAGGGAGCGGGAGCGGGAGAGGGAAGAACAGGCUAGGAAGGCCAAGAGCAAAGCUAAUGAGAAGGGCCAUGAUAAUGCUCGUCUUGAUGUUUUGCAGAACUCCAUCGACAACCCCAAGGGCCGCGAGAGCCUCCGGUUGGACCGAGAAAGCAUCGAGGGCUUACCGCAGGACGACAAGAAGAAAGAGACGAUGCGCAAGUCUAGCGACAGCAAGCGAGGAGACGGCUUUUUUGGCGGCCUUUUCGGAGGUUCAAAGAAGAAGUCGGAAAAGGAGGCUGCGCACAAGAAGGAGAAGCAGCGGGCACUUAGUCCAGAGCCACCGGCACGUAUCUUGCGUCCCGACAUCGAUUACCACUGGACGCGGUUCCCCAUCAUCGAAGAGCGUGCCAUUUACCGCAUGGCUCAUAUCAAGCUCGCAAACCCUCGACGUCCCCUCCACAGCCAGGUUCUGCUCAGCAACUUUAUGUAUUCGUACCUCGCAAAGGUGCAGGCUAUGCACCCGCAGCUUAACGUGCCGAUUUCGCCGCAGCAAAAGAGGCAGGAAGAGGAGCGGAAACGUCGCGAAGCGGAGCAACAGGCGUUGGAGCAGCAGAUGGCCGCUCAGCAGGCUGCCCAGGAUGGGAACUUUGACUUUGAGUACCAUCGGUCGGGCAGUCAGUACGGUGAUUCUCCUGUUCAGCAGGGCGAUGACAGCGUCCAAUAUGUGGACGAUUCUCAGAUAUACGAGUACGAGCACGGGGGCCAGCAGCAGCAAUACCAGCAAAACGGCGCCAAUGGCAACGGCCAUGCACAUCAGCACGACCAGAAUUACUACUACGCGCAGGGUGAUGGCAAUGGGAACGAGAGGAACGACAUGUGGUAG
This is a messenger RNA of Podospora anserina S mat+, 2658 nucleotides long. RefSeq lists its product as uncharacterized. The annotation marks the transcript as partial. The transcript has 2 exons. Gene Ontology annotation, cellular component: cell septum; cytoplasm. Gene Ontology annotation, biological process: establishment of cell polarity; positive regulation of G2/M transition of mitotic cell cycle. NCBI's taxonomy places the organism in Eukaryota, Fungi, Ascomycota, Sordariomycetes, Sordariales, Podosporaceae. The record is from RefSeq and is a predicted model, not a curated record.